This is a messenger RNA of Emys orbicularis (European pond turtle), 993 nucleotides long. It is a transcript of the gene P2RY12, whose product is annotated as purinergic receptor P2Y12. The transcript has a single exon. Gene Ontology annotation, cellular component: membrane. Gene Ontology annotation, molecular function: G protein-coupled purinergic nucleotide receptor activity. The record is from RefSeq and is a predicted model, not a curated record. Bases 1 to 993 code for a protein of 330 amino acids. Lineage: Eukaryota; Metazoa; Chordata; Testudines; Emydidae. Gene Ontology annotation, biological process: G protein-coupled receptor signaling pathway; blood coagulation.
AUGAACGCCAAAUACAACUUCAGCUAUCCUGGAAAUGAAAGCAACUGCAACAGUGAUAACAAAAUCAGUCAAGUUCUCUUUCCCUUGCUCUACACUGUUCUCUUUUUCGUGGGCAUUGUCAUGAAUGGCCUGGCGAUGCGGGUGUUUUUUCAAAUCUCCAGUAAAUCUAAUUUCAUCAUCUUCCUUAAGAACACAGUCAUUUCUGACAUCCUCAUGAUCCUGACCUUUCCAUUCAAAAUUCUCAGUGAUGCAAAAAUGGUGCCUUGGGCACUGAGGGGAUUUGUAUGCCAGGUCUCACAGGUCAUAUUUUACUUCACCAUGUACAUUAGUAUUUUGUUUCUGGGUCUAAUAACUAUUGAUCGCUAUCAGAAAACUGCCAGACCAUUUAAAACAUCAAGCACUAGCAGCCUGUUAGGCGCUAAGAUUCUGUCCACAGUAAUAUGGAUAUUAAUGUUUAUUCUGUCACUACCUAACAUGAUUCUGACAAACAAAAAACCCACGCGUAAAACGGUGAAGAAAUGUGCUCACUUGAAAUCAGAGUUUGGAUUAGUAUGGCAUGAAAUUGUGAACUACAUUUGCCAGUUUAUCUUCUGGGUUAAUUUGGUCAUCAUUGUUGUAUGUUACAUACUCAUAACUAAAGAACUGUACAAAUCAUAUAAAAGAACAAGAUGCACGGGGAAGGUGUCCAGAAAACCUGUAAAUAUUAAGGUAUUUAUCAUUAUUGCAGUUUUCUUUGUUUGUUUUGUGCCAUUCCAUUUUACUAGAAUUCCCUACACCUUGAGCCAAACAAGAGAUGUUUUUCAAUGCUCUGCUCAGAACAUAUUGUUCUAUAUAAAAGAGAGCACCCUCUGGUUGACAUCUUUAAAUGCAUGCCUAGAUCCAUUCAUAUAUUUUUUCCUUUGUAAGUCCUUUAGAAAAUCCUUGAUAAACAUGUUGCACAAACGCAUUAAGGAGCAGAACAAUGGAGAUGAUAGUGAUGAGACGCCAAUGUAA